Molecule: messenger RNA, 4983 nt
Organism: Sitophilus oryzae (rice weevil)
Lineage: Eukaryota; Metazoa; Arthropoda; Insecta; Coleoptera; Curculionidae
Exons: 19
Coding region: 318-4781 (1487 amino acids)
Molecular function (GO): DNA binding
Source: RefSeq, a predicted model, not a curated record
GUUGUACAAAACAUAAAGUAAUUUAUUACUAAAAGUUUUAAUUAACAUUGCCUUCCUGCAGCUUUUAUCAUAAUCUAUAUCAUAGUUUUGUGAUGUUCCAGUUAUUUUACAUCAAUUAAUGCUUUAAGAACUUUGGAUUGAAACCAUUUGACGCUGAUUUAUUAAAAAAUGUAAGGUUAUAUUCAAAGGACGCUACCAAAAAACCGUUGAACUUCAAUGAAAUUGAAUGUGACAGUUGGGAAAAGAUUCUUUCAAGAGACGUAAUUAGUUUUAUGUUUAUUUAAAUAAUUUGUUAUAAAAUAAACUAAAGGGAAAAAAUGGAAGGACUAGAAAGGAUUAAACCCGGCCUCUACAGGAAAGUUCUUCAAAAUAAUGUUGCUUCAUUUAAGGACAAGUUUAAAGAUGUGCAAGAUCGAAUUGGAGCUCUUGUGGACGUCAAAAAACCGGAGAAGUUGAUAAACGAAACAAACUUGAAACCAAAAUUAAGAAAGUCGAUGAUAAUACGAAAUUUAAAGAACUCCGAUAAGAACCUCAUAAGCAGCACGCCGUAUCACAAAGCGACUAAAGAACAUUUUUUCGAGAACAACACCUCUGCUGAAUUCUUGUCACCAAUAAGACUGGGAGAAAGCAUUAAAAAGAAUGAUAAAGCUAAUCAAGAUGAAGAUAAAGAACCCCAAUCAAAGAACGAGGCGGUUCCAAAGAAACUGGACGCUUCCAAACAGAUCCUACCGAACAAAGAAACCUCAAACAGCGACGGUUCGUCUUUGAUCUAUGUAGGAACGUCUUUCAGAAACAGCAGGAGGGAGCUAGAGUCUAACAGAGAUAAAGUUGAGGACAAAGGUUCGCAGGAAGCGGAAGUUCUGGAUACGUACGAUUUACAUGAAAAAUCCCGAAUUAAGGAAAACAAGAAGGAUGGCCCCGUUAAGGUUCCGGAGAAAAAGAAAUGCAGAAUACCCAGAAUGAAAAAAGUUCAAGGGAAAGAGUCUAAACGCAGCACAAGUGUACCCACUCCUAAAAAAAUACCACAAAAAAGGAAGGGGUCCAAUUCUUUUCUUCGUACUUCUUCGCACCAUGACAUUUCCAAUUCCAAGUCCUUCCAGAACAGUUCGGAGAUAAAAUUAAAUAGAACUCGUAGCGCGCUUUGUAAAGUUGCACCAGACGUGAUGGAAGAAUCUGUUAGAUCCGAAGAGAAAUCAAAUCGUGCCGAUGGAUCUGAAGAAGUUGAAAAAACAAGCGAUGAGACGAUUACAAACAAGGAAAAUGAGUUGGCUUAUGAAGAAAUGCCGAAAGAAAAAUUAAUAUCAAAAGAAGUUGAAGAAUCGAGCAAUGAAACGAUCACAAACCAGGAAAUUGUGGUGGAUUCUGAAGAAAUUCCGAAAAAAAAGUUAAAUUUCUCUAAGGAAAAAACUGGAAAACAAGAAAAUGCAAUCGUGAAAGAAACAAAAUCGGACAAAGUUGUUAAUGUGUCAGCGAGAUUAAAUCGUUCAACAGAAAGAGAGUCUUUUAGAGAUCAGCUCGAAAAAAUUGAUACAGAAAAUUUAAAUAGCUCUAAAAGAAAGGUGAAAAAUCAAAGAAACGCUAAAUCUAAAAAGACAGAGAAAUUGAACAAAAGUAAUAGCGUUCUAACUGGUAUAAACAAUGAAAGUUUAAAGAGACGAGGUAGACCUAGGAACAAUAAUAGAAGUCUUGAUAAAACUGGACCUACGGUCGCUGACAGACCAGAGCAGUCUGUAACUACGCCUAAUGAUUCUGUGGAGAAGAGUGAUGUGCAUGUUUGCAACAAUCGCAAACGGGUUUUCACGCAGAGUAUCGGGUUGUCGCCUAUCCACGACAGCGGUCACAUAAUAGACGAUGUUAUACCGGAAAAACAGGUUUUCACAAAGGAUAUCGGGUUGUCUCCUGUCAAAGGUAGUGGUCGACCCCAGAGAAUCCGCAGGCCUGUGUCAUACAUAAUGGACGAAGUUAUACCAGAAAAACAGGUUUUCACAAGGAGUAUCGGGUUGUCGCCUAUAAAGGUUGCUCCAUCAACGCCUAUUCAGCGAAGAGCCGAAUUGAGUCCCCCUUCUCUGGGCUUGCUAUUACAGGAAAUCGUCGAACGCAAAAGAGUCGCUAUAGAAAAAACAAUAGAGAAAAUUAAAACACGAGCCGUUACGCCGACAGCUUCGGAAGAUACGGCGUCGAACAGAAGGAUGAGAAUUCAUUUGAAACUGGCCACUUUGGACUCAACACAAACAUCGCGCCGUGGCUCUUCGUCCGAUGAGUCGUCGCGUUCGUCCAUCGCAUCGUUAGUGAGGAAAGUAUACGAAAAAGGCGCCAUGCACGUUUCCGAUAGACCGUCAGGUCCAAACAUUUACGAUACUCUGGAGAAAGGUGCCACUUUGGACGAUAUCCAGUCCUUUAGCGAUUCUUCUAACUCUUACUGCCCACCUGCUCUGUCUAUGGAAAGGCCGUGGAGGUUCUCGGGCAACGGGGUGGUUCCGGAACAGAGCCGCAGCGUCAAGCUGAACUUUCUGCGCAGCGAAAACGCGAUCAGCGCUUCCCAGUUCGGAGACGUUGACCGGAUCUCGGAGGACAGCGAGUCGAUUUGUAGCGAAGACUCCGGCCAUUCUACUAACAGCGCUGACGAUUAUUCUUUAAUCGAUCGCCCGGUUCUGGAGGUGACCAGGAGGAAGGCCGGUGUUGCCUCGUCGCAAACUGCGAAGCGGCAGUACUCGCAAUACCAGAGGAAGAGCGCCAAGCCGAAGGUUGACGAAAUGAACGAUGUUGGUCCAUCUGGGGAUGAUAUAGUAUCGAUAUCUUCGGCUGAUCAACGAUUGUUAGGCGUGCAACCGUUAAGCAGCUGUAGUGUUGAUAAAAGAAACACGAGAAGAACGAAUUCGUGGUCACCGAAAAAGAAGCAAAUACUUGGGAAUGCCGAAGAUCGCCAACCAACGGCGGAAGAGGACCUAGAAAUGCAAAAAGAACAACGUACGGCUGGUUUGGAAGUUGCGGCAAUUAUGACUGGCAACUCACCAAUUGGAAGUUUGAAUGAUGAAGAUAAGUUGGAAUCUCCAGCAGUCGUUCCUGAUAAAGAAGCUGAAUUUAAAAAUAAGCGUCCGAAACGAAGUAACUUCAAUUCGAGGGCCAUCAUUCAUGCUUCUCCUCCUGUCGUAGCGCCAAAAGAAGUUAAAGUGACCAAUCAGCGAGAGAAGCGUAAAACUGGGAACAGAAAGGGAAACACCAAGUCGAUUUUGGCUGCAGUUGAGCAGGACAGUAUAACUUUCAGCAGUUGUCGACCACAGAGAAUGCGCAGGCCAGUGUCGUACGUGAUAGACGAUGUUAUACCGGAAGGUGCCAUUAUUUUGUCGACGUUUAGAGGAACACGUCGGAGAAUAGCCGACAGAACGGAUGUCAGAACAAGUACGAUAAGUCGAGAGUCACGUUACGAGGAAAGCAUUCAAAAACAACGUCGCACUACUGCCAAAGGCAAGAAAAGCCAUGAAAAUCAUACAGUACGAGAAGAGCCUGAGGAUUUGGAUGCGGCUGGACCCUCAACUACAAAUCGUUCCGAAAACCUCAUUGCAGAAUCGCACGAAAUUCCAGAGCAAGCAGAGCACGAAUUACCAGAACAACCCACAGAAUCUCAACGCACGGAAAAAACAACUACUGCAGAACGUCAAGAAACCGAAGAGCCGACUAAACCUACAGUGCGCAGACGAGGACGUAAGCCAAAGCACGUCGCCCCUCCUCAAGAGCCUGUUGGUCCAACUCUGGACAACAUGUCAUCAGGAACUUCAACUACAGUGCGCAGACGAGGACGUCCAAAGAACGUAGCUUCUAAAGAGUCUGUUGGUCCAACUGUGGACAUCAUGUCAUCAAGCACUUCAAGUACAGUGCGCAGACGAGGACGUCCAAAGAAAGUCGCUCCUCCUAAAGAGUCCGCUGGUCCAACUGUGGACAAAAUAUCUUCAGGAACUUCCAGUACAGCAAAAACCUUCGCAGAUGUUGAAGAUAGUUCAGAACAUCGGCUUAUGCCGCCGCCUCCGAUAGACUCUGGUUUUAUGACAAUGAGCGGAACCAUAAGGAACACCAAUCACGGGACCAAUUUAGCAAAUGACACAGAGAAAGGCAUUUCCAACUCAUUUGAUAAUAUUACAUCAUCAUACAACAUGCCUUCAGAUCGAACGUCAAAUACUCACAGAGAUGGAGCUGUUACAAAGAAGAAACUAAGGAACAAUGUUGCUAAAAAAGCGGUGAGCAGAAUUACCAGGGGUUUGGUGCGAAUGUCCAGAUUAAGCUUAGAAAAUGAUUCUAAUGCGUCCGUACAAGACAACACUUCUGCGAUUGUACCGAACCAUGACAGUCCACAAAGACAAGAUGGCGUUCCUGAAUUUAGAAGAUUGAACGGGUACAAGUCGCCAAGCUGUGGUGAAUCCAUUAGUUUUUGCAGGGGUCAGGUGUCUUACGAUAUGACGUUCAUCGGUCGAAUACCGUCAGAAUCCGACUUCCACGGAUCUGAGAAUAUUAUGAAAUGCGAGAGCAUAAAUAUACCCGGCGACAAUGGCAACAGCGGAUACAUGCGGAUCCCGCCCAGGUGCCACAAGAGACCCAGCGUCGCAUCGAAAUAUACCUUGUUUUAUAAUGUAGUAAGUGGAUGCGCAACAGUCUGGUUGGAUAACGUAGUCAAUACAGUGAACCAAGGGGAACAUUUUUGCGUGCCUAAAGGAUUACAGUAUACGGUUCGCAAUAUGGAUACAGAAGAGCCGUUAAUAUUAUUUUACGUGAGAGCGAAAUAUGUGUAACUUUUUGUUCUUUACAAAUAAGAAAGUGAUAUAUUUUGUAUUUAUUUUAUAUAUUGUUUAUGUUCAUGUAUUUUAAAGAUUUGUAUAUUGUGUUCUAUUUGAGCGAUUUUCAUGAUUUUGGCUUUUUAGUACUUUUUCUAAAUUAAAAAUGAAAGUUUCCAUAUGUUAAUUAUACGAGGGAAAACAUAAUGUUGAUAUUUUG